AUGGCUUUCCGCAAGCGCAAUGUAGCGCUUUCACGCGCACCAGCUGGGGAGGACGCGUCAAAUCUACUAUCUGCUCCUUCUGUAACCCCGCCAGCACCAACACCACCAGGUGUCCGUCCUUCACCCAUUGAUGGCCGCCCCACUACUUCAACUGGUACACCCUCGCUUGAUGGUAUAUUAGCAGGGCAUGCUGGCCUGGCACUGGGGCAUUCUAUAUUGAUAGGGGAGAGCGGAACAACGGACUAUGCAGGCGCAUUGCUGCGGUUUUAUGCGGCUGAGGGGGUGGUCCAGGGCCACAAGGUACAUGUGGUUGGCAUGGGCGAGGUAUGGGGGAGAGAGUUGCCCGGCAUAUCAGAUGGCACAUCAGACAAGAGGAGAGAGGGCAAAGAAAGAGCAGAAAAGAUGAAGAUAGCGUGGAGAUAUGAGGGACUGGGACAGUUCGAGACUGCGAGAGGGUCUCCAGGCGUACAGAGGACCGCAGUGCAAGGUGAUAGUACGACGGAAGAACAGGCUGUAUUCUGUCAUACCUUCGACCUUGCAAAACGGCUCACCCUCCCGGUAGGAACGGCCAUUAAUUAUGUGCCCAUACCUUCACCAACGGGUGCUACCGUAUCGCCAUUUCCUUCAAUAUUGCAAAAUAUAAGGCAACAGCUCGCCUCGACUCCGCCCCAUAUAAUCCACCGGAUUUUGAUACCGUCUCUUCUCUCGCCGGCUCUAUAUCCUUCGUCAGCUGCACAUCCAACAUCCAUACUCCAGUUCCUUCAUGCUUUACGAGCGCUACUGCGACAGUAUUCUACGCGCCUGACCGCAAUUAUAACGCUGCCAUUGACUCUGUACCCCCGGUCCUCUGGCCUCGUCCGCUGGAUGGAAAUCCUCUCAGACGGUGUCUUUGAGCUGUCACCAUUCCCGUACUCGCGGAUGCAAGCGCUCGCUCAAUCAGCGGGUACUACCAAGGAUGAAGAGCGUCCACAAGGAAUGUUUGCAGUACAUAAACUGCCUGUUUUCCACGAGAAAGGCGGUGGCGGAAGUGUGGAGGAUUUGGGUGAGGACAUGGCAUUUACGUUGAGCCGACGGAAGUUUGUCGUUGCAAAAUUCAGCCUGCCACCGAUGGAGGGAGACACUGAGGCGCAGGAGGAAGCUGUAAGGGAAGCGGCUGGUGGUAGUGUGAUGCCGAAGAAGCAAGACUUGGAGUUCUAG
Molecule: messenger RNA, 1197 nt
Organism: Bipolaris zeicola 26-R-13
Lineage: Eukaryota; Fungi; Ascomycota; Dothideomycetes; Pleosporales; Pleosporaceae
Exons: 2
Coding region: 1-1197 (398 amino acids)
Biological process (GO): tRNA wobble uridine modification
Cellular component (GO): cytoplasm; transcription elongation factor complex; elongator holoenzyme complex
Source: RefSeq, a predicted model, not a curated record